Molecule: messenger RNA, 1971 nt
Organism: Penicillium chermesinum
Lineage: Eukaryota; Fungi; Ascomycota; Eurotiomycetes; Eurotiales; Aspergillaceae
Product: DNA-directed DNA polymerase eta
Exons: 1
Coding region: 1-1971 (656 amino acids)
Biological process (GO): response to radiation; error-prone translesion synthesis
Cellular component (GO): nucleus; site of double-strand break; replication fork
Molecular function (GO): damaged DNA binding; DNA-directed DNA polymerase activity
Source: RefSeq, a predicted model, not a curated record
AUGUCAUCUGCAGACCCACCGUCCCCGGAAGCCGUGAAAACAUCCCGCUAUACCCAUCGCCAUUUACAUUUGUUGCGCCAGGGCUCGACGGCGACACCUUUGCGUACUAUUGCUCAUAUCGACCUCGAUGCUUUCUACGCACAGUGUGAGAUGGUCCGUCUGGGCACGCCCCGGGACACUCCGCUCGCAGUGGUCCAAUGGGGAUCCCUAAUUGCAGUAAACUAUGCUGCGCGACCUUCGGGAAUCACCCGCAUGGUCUCUGCCUCCGAAGCCCGCUCGCUAUGCCCCAAUAUCGUGCUGCAACAUGUGGCAACCUUUCGCGAAGGUGAGGGUGGUCGAUGGGCGUACCGUGAUGGGUCGGCUAGGGAUGUUAAGACAGAGAAAGUUUCUCUUGACCCAUACCGCGCUGAGUCCCGCAAAAUCCUGCGAACCAUGGAAUCUGAGCUGCAAAGAUGGCGCACAGAUGAGUCAGAAGGGGACUUAUACCGACUAACUCAGGGUCUAUCGGCUGGCCUGGAAAAGGCCAGCAUUGAUGAAGUCUUCAUUGAUCUGUCUCCGUUGGUCUAUUGUGUCUUGCUACGGAGAUAUCCUGAGCUCCGGGUCAAUGCGCUGGUUGAGAAGAGAGAUGAGGCUCUCCCGCCUCCACCAACAACUGCGUUGGAAUGGCACCCCGAAGAAUGCUUGAUUGAUUUGGAUACCCAAGAAAGCGAGGAAGAUAACCCUGACUGGGAUGAUCUUGUCAUGUUAACAGCGGGAGAAAUCGUUCGAUCCGUCCGGAAAGCCGUAUGGGACAACCUCCAGUAUACUUGCUCGGCUGGCAUUGGCCGCAAUAAGAUGAUCGCCAAGCUCGGAAGUGCCUGUAAUAAGCCCAACAAGCAGACCUUGGUGCGAAAUCGAGCCGUGCGGUCCUUUCUAAGCAGCUACAAGUUUACCCAGAUCCGUAUGCUGGGAGGAAAGCUAGGAGAUCAAAUAAAGUCCUACUUCGGAACAGACCAGGUGAGCGAUCUUCUCAACGUGUCUCUUGAGCAGUUCCGAGCGAAGCUCGACGAUCACACUGCAACGUGGCUGUAUGGAAUCAUUCGCGGGGAGGAUCGCAGUGAAGUGAAUCCUCGAACGGAGAUUAAGUCAAUGUUGUCGGCAAAGUCGUUUCGCCCAAGCAUCAACUCGGUCGAGCAAGCCGAGAAAUGGCUUCGUAUCUUCGCAGCAGAUAUUUAUGGCCGACUUGUGCAGGAUGGCAUACUUGAAACCAGGCGCUUGCCUCGGGUUAUAACUCUAUACCAUCGAGUCACCGUAAUGCGUUCCCGGCAACUUCCCAUUCCAGGAUCCAGCUCAAUUGACGAGGAUACGAUUUUUUCGCUCGCACAACAAUUGCUACAGCAAGUUGUUGCUGAUGGACAAGCAUGGCCCUGUUCGAACUUAUCACUAAGCGUAAGCAGCUUUCAUGAUGGCAUCACCAAGAAUAAGGCAAUUGAGGAUUUUUUGGUCCGUGGUGACCAAGCCAAGUCUUUGAGUCAUUCAUCUAGACCCCGCGAGCCUGACUCUCCGGAUGAGCAAGCGUCGGGACAAAAGAAACAGAGAGUCGACAACGGCGGAAUCAAGCGCUUCUUCAACCAACAAACCUCGUCUGAACAUAUGGCUGUGGCCGGUGAGGGCAUUCCUGGUCAAAUAGAGUCAGACCCAGGCCAUGCAGAUUCAGGCCCUGCACUUCCUAAUACACCUGAGCCUCCGCAAGAUUCGCUAGAAAUACCGCAUUUCUUCUGCGAGAGAUGCUCGCAAUCUAUUUCAGAAAUUGAGAGGGAAGAGCACGAUGAUUGGCAUUUUGCUAAGGACCUACAAAUGCAAGAUCGGCAAGAAGCAAGGUCUUCUCAACCACUACCUCGACCUGCUGCUAGCUCGAAGCCAUCAAAUCCCCGGGGCCGGGGUGGUCGGGGAAGACGGAGAAAGGCCAAAUGCGGCUGGCAUUCUAGUUAA